This is a messenger RNA of Colletotrichum chrysophilum, 1680 nucleotides long. RefSeq lists its product as uncharacterized. The coding region runs from base 1 to 1680 and encodes 559 amino acids. The record is from RefSeq and is a predicted model, not a curated record. Lineage: Eukaryota; Fungi; Ascomycota; Sordariomycetes; Glomerellales; Glomerellaceae. The transcript has a single exon.
AUGGCGAACCUCUUGGACCUCCCGCCGGAAAUCAUCCAGCACAUCUUCAUGCUGCUGACGGCACCCUUGCACUCGCGCGGGGCUCACAUCGAGAAGCCGCUCCUCAAGCUCCCGGGCUCCGCGAAGCGCGCAUCAACCACGCUGGCGUCGCUGUGCCCUCAGCUCUGGCACCUCGGGAGGCGGUCAUUCUUCACCGACAUCUACAUCGACUUCAACAGGGAAAGGUCCCAUCUCGACCUCGACAAUGACAAGAUCGCGCAGCUGCUCAUCAUCAUGGACCAGAGCCCGGAGGUCGCUUCCAUGGCGAGGACGGUUUACUUUUGCAUGCCCGCCUCCAGCCAAGACAUGAUGAGCCCUCUCACACCAGAUGCCAUACAAGCCUGCAACCGGACGGCCAAGAGGCUAAACAUGCGGCCCCCGGCCGGCUGGCCCCGCCCGAGCCCGUCUGCCACCCGCUUCAUGGCGGUUCUCGCCGUGCUCCAGAUGACGAACCUCCAGCUGCUCGAUGUGCAGGCCAGUGCCUGCUGCCGCCACCCCGAAACCUUUUUCUGGCAGUUUCCCUCGGCAGAAGAGACGGACAUUCGCCUCAACAGCCUGCAGUACAUCCGCUUCUUUUCCCUAAACGGGGAGCCCCGUAGGGUCCCGUUGGGUGAGGUGUACCGCCUCUUCAGUCUGGCCCCCAAUCUCAACACCGUCCACCUGCAAAGGGUCAACGACAUGGGCGACAAGUUCGAUUGGAGCAAUAUCAGCAGGCUCGGCCUGACGGGGAUCCACAUCCACAUGCCCCAGCUCGCCGCCAUCAUCAAGUCCUGCAAAGCGCUUCGCGAGUUCAGGUUCGACGACCAGGACAAGAUCCACGGCAUCAGCAUCAAGGCCAUCAUCGACGCCCUGCGGGAACGGCACAAGGGCACCCUUGAGAUACUCGAUCUCGGCGACGACCACAUCGGCCCCCGCAACACGAGCAACCUCAUCGGCUCCCUGGUCGAUUUCGAGGUGCUCGAGAAGGUCACCUUCGCACUCAAGGCCAUGGGCAAGGGGUCCACGUCCGCGCUGCGAACGUUGCCGACGUCGCUCAAGGUGCUCCACGUCUCCAACUUCAUCGAGAAGGAGGACGGCAAGGAGUUCAAGUGGCUGGGCCACGCGGUCAGGCGCGGGCUGUACCCGAAUCUGGAGAGGGUGCUGUUCGACCACUUCACCUGCCCGCACGGGCCGGUGUGCAGCUACAGCAUGCGCGGGGAGAUUUCGCUGGACGUGAUCGAGACGAGUCGGUCGGCGGAGAAGAAAUGCGAGCAGGCGGAUUCGGUGCGGUACUGCUUUACGAAGCUCCUCAACGCAGGCGUCAAGUGCAGACUCGAGGAUUACGGGUACCUCGUAGAGCACUUCCGGAAGGGCGUUGAGCGCAAGGGAGGCUUGCCAGUUGAGGACUACCUGACGGACGAAGAUUGGGAUGAAUCGUUCUCUGAGUGGGCGUUUGACGACGAUAUGGACUCGCUUUGGGACUCGGACAUGGACGGGCCCAUGGAUGGUCUGAGUGACCUCGAUUGGGAUUCGGAUAGUACGGACAGCCCGCAGAAGAUCCGGAAAGAGGAAUUGAAACGAAAGAAGAAGGAGAGAGACGCAUGGCUCAGAACACCGGCUGCGAAAUGGUUCUGGAUUGGGGACGGUUAUGAGGAGUUUUGA